CCAGGCGUCCCACCUUUUGUCCAGUCAUAACCUGAUCGAGUCAUCGCGAUUCUCGAUACAUGAAAGCCCGCGUCCCGCUCCAUUUGCGAGCUCCUCUUCUCCAAACAAGAUCAAGCACUUUCUCAAGACAAUUUCUGACGCACACAAAAAGAAUGGCUUCAUCAACGACAGAUGGCCAAGCGGCCACAACGCCUAAGCCUACCAUGAGAUUUGCAGAUAUCGGAAUAAACCUCUCCGAUCCCAUCUUCCGUGGCAUUUCUCAUGGAAAACGCAUCCACGAAGACGACCUCAUCCACACUAUCUCUCGCGCCCGAGAUGCAGGUGUCCAAAAAAUGAUGAUCACAGGCUCCGAUCUCAAAGAAUCCCGCGGAGCAAUCGAACUAGCAGAAGAAUAUCCUGGACUCUGUUUCGCCACAGUUGGCGUACACCCAUGCUCAGCCAAAUCUUUCGAUUCGUAUCCUACAGGCCCGGAAGCUAUGCUGAAGGAAUUGAAAGCCUUGGCGAUCAAAAGCCGGGAUCGAGGGACAGCAACGGCGUUUGGAGAAAUUGGAUUGGAUUAUGAUCGGUUGUUUUUGAGUGAUAAGGAAACGCAAUUGAAGUAUUUUGCUUGGCAGUUGGAUUUGGCGACGGAGUUGGAGAUGCCUUUGUUUUUGCAUUCGAGGGCUGCGGCGGAGGAUUUUGAGAGGAUGCUGAAGGAGAGGUUGGAGAAGUUGCCGAAGAGGGGUGUUGUGCAUUCUUUUACGGGGAGUGCGGAAGAGAUGCGGAGAUUGGUGGAUUUGGGGUUUGAUAUUGGGAUUAAUGGGUGUAGUAUGAAGACGGAGGAGAAUUGUGCGGUUGUUAAAGAGGUGCCGUUGGAGAGGUUGCAGAUUGAGACGGAUGGGCCAUGGUGUGAGAUGAGGCCGAGUCAUGCGAGUGCGAAGUAUUUGAAGGGCGACGACGUGCCGAAGCUGCCGAAAGCGGUGAAGAAGGAGAAAUGGGCGAAGGAAUUCAUGGUGAAAGGCAGAAAUGAGCCUUGUGCGAUGCCGCAUGUGGCGUAUGCUGUGGCGGGGAUAAAAGGAGUCCCUGUGGAAGAAGUGGCCGAAGCGGCCUGGACCAAUUCUCUGCGCAUGUUCGGGCUCAAAGAUGCGCCUUCCGCUUCGCAGUAACCUUCGGUCCCGCCGCCGUCUGAACGCAAUUCUUCCAAGCCCACUAAAAGCAUAAAGAUAGAUAAUUCACAGCUCAUAGCUGUUCCCACAAACGCUGUCCGAUUUGAG
Molecule: messenger RNA, 1253 nt
Organism: Cercospora beticola
Lineage: Eukaryota; Fungi; Ascomycota; Dothideomycetes; Mycosphaerellales; Mycosphaerellaceae
Product: TatD family hydrolase
Cellular component (GO): cytosol
Molecular function (GO): 3'-5'-DNA exonuclease activity
Source: RefSeq, a predicted model, not a curated record